GUUUGCGGAUGGGGUUUGUUUUCUGAUGUGUAACACGAAACUGCCCUGCUGACAGUUAGUUCAACCCAAGGCACAAACUCCAAACAAGGCUGCAGCAGAGGUGGGCCGGAAGGGCAGACUGUCCCUGGCUAUCAUGGAUUACCGCACCUCGCUGGGAAAGGUGAGCGGCUCCACGGAAUCUGUCUCCACGGUGACCAGUGAGGAGUUUGUGCUGGUGCAGCCCGGUGCCGAGGGCUCUCCAUCCAGCUCAGAGGGCCGGCCCAGACUCAAGAUGUCAUGGAACGGCAGUGAACAGCUGCAGAGGGCAAUGGAGGAGGUCCUGGAGGACGAGCUGGCCCGGGAGCAGAGGAGCGCAGGCAGCCCAGACGAGCUCAGUGGGGUCUCCCGGCACCUCGGAGCAGACGUGGCCGCCAGCUUGCAGAAAAGACCUCCCAGCCUGGGGCUGAACACGACACCUGCUGGAGGCUCCGUGAGAGCGGUAGCAGGCCCGGCUGUGGAGGAAGAGGAGGACAGUGUGCAGUUCAGUAAGCUCUCGUACCUGGGCUGCACCUGGGUGAAGGCCCCUCGUAAUGAGCCUGAGGCCCAGAGCGCCAUGGCCACCCUGCGGGCAGAGAGCCCUGGUCCAAUCCCCAUCACCCUGUACGUGCCCAAUGGGCCCGACGGCUGCGUCAGGAUUGUGGAUCAGGCGUCAGGCAUAGAGAUUGCCUCCUUCCCCAUCUACAAGGUGCUGUUCUGUGCCCGAGGGAAGGAGAACUCUUUGGAGAGCGACUGUUUCUCCUUCACCGAGAGCUACCGCAGCACCGAUGACUUCCAGAUCCACGUCUUCUCCUGCCAUAUCAAAGAGGCUGUGAGCCGAAUUCUCUAUAGCUUCUUCACGGCCUUCAAGCGUUCGUCCAAAGCGGCGGCAGACGCACGCGAGCCCUCACUGCCUCAGUCCCCUGACAGCGACAUCUUCACCUUCACCGUGUCGCUGGAGGUGCGGGAGGAUGAUGGCAAAGGCAACUUCAGUCCGGUCCCUAAAGACAGAGAGAAGUACUACUUUAAGCUGCGCCAGGGUGUGCAGAAGAAAGUAAUGGUCACCGUGCAGCAGAUAUCCAACAAGGAACUGGGUAUAGAGAGAUGCUUCGGCAUGUUGCUUAGUCCUGGCCAGAAGGUUCGGAACAGUGACAUGCACCUCUUAGACAUGGAGUCCAUGGGGAAGAGUGCAGAUGGGAAGGCCUACCUGAUCACGGGAACGUGGAACCCCAACACGCCAGCUUUCCAAGCACUCAACGAGGACACGCCCAAAGACAAGCAGGUGUAUCUGACGGUGGCAGUAGACCUGGUGGUGACUGAGGUGGUAGAGCCCGUGCGGUUCCUUGUGGAGGCCCUGGCCAAGGUGUACCCAGCCAAUGAGAGGUUCUGGUACUUCAGCAGAAAGGCCUUCUCCGAGACCUUCUACCUCCAGCUGAAACAGGGCGCCGAGAGAGGCAGUCAGGGAGAUACCAUGUACGAGGUGGUGAGCCUCCAAAGGCAGUUGGAGAAGGAGGGUGGAGCGCGAGCUCGUCUGCAGUCCCCUGGUGAGGAAGAAGAGCCCGAGGAAGACAGUGACAGUGAGAUCUCGAGUGGCACUGGCGACGUGUCUAAGGACUGCCCUGAGAAGAUUCUGGAAUCCUGGGGUGGGAUCCUUAACAGAUGGCAAGGGAACCUGUCUGCUCGGCCUAAGGGGCUGUCUGCGCUGGUGAGGCCUGGUGUCCCGGAGGCAUUGCGCGCUGAAGUCUGGCAGCUCCUGUCUGGCUGCCAGGACGACCAAGCCCUGCUGGAGCGCUACCGCAUCCUCAUCACUAAGGAGUCUGCUCAGGAGAGCGUCAUCACCAGAGAUAUACACCGCACCUUUCCCGCUCACGACUACUUCAAGGAAUCGCACGGUGAUGGCCAAGACUCCCUCUACAAGAUCUGCAAGGCCUACUCUGUCUAUGACGAGGAGAUUGGUUACUGCCAGGGCCAGUCGUUUCUGGCUGCAGUCUUACUGUUGCAUAUGCCAGAGGAGCAGGCGUUCUGUGUGCUGGUGAAGAUCAUGUAUGAAUAUGGGCUCAGGGAUCUUUACAAGAACAACUUUGAGGAUCUGCACUGCAAGUUCUACCAGUUGGAGCGACUGAUACAGGAGCAGCUGCCUGAACUCUGGGGUCACUUUCAGGAUCUGAACCUGGAGGCUCAUAUGUACGCGUCCCAGUGGUUCCUCACGCUCUUCACGGCCAAGUUCCCCCUCUGCAUGGUCUUCCACAUCACCGACCUGCUCCUCUGUGAGGGACUGAACAUCAUCUUCAAUGUGGCACUGGCUCUGCUAAAGACAUCCAAAGAGGACCUACUCCAGGCUGACUUCGAGGGUGCGCUCAAGUUUUUUCGAGUUCAGCUGCCCAAACGCUACAGGGCGGCUGAAAACGCCCGCAGACUCAUGGAGCAGGCCUGCAACAUCAAGGUUCCCACCAAGAAGCUGAAGAAAUUUGAGAAGGAGUACCACACUCAGAGAGAGAGGCAGCUCCAGCAAGAGGACCCCAUAGACAGGUACCAGAGGGAGAAUCGUCGUCUCCAGGAAGCCAGCAUGCGUCUGGAGCAGGAGAAUGAUGACCUUGCACAUGAGCUGGUCACCAGCAAGAUCGCCCUGAGAAACGACCUGGACCAGGCUGAGGACAAGGCCGAUGUGCUGAACAAGGAGCUGCUGAGCACCAAACAGCGGCUGGUGGAGACAGAAGAGGAGAAGAGAAGACAGGAGGAGGAGACUGCUCAGAUAAAGGAGGUGUUCAGAAGAGAGCUGGAGAAAGCUGAGCUUGAGAUAAAGAAGACCACAGCCAUCAUCGCAGAAUAUAAACAGAUUUGCUCUCAGCUGAGUACCAGGUUGGAGAGGCAGCAGGCUUCCACCAAGGAGGAGCUGGAGAUGGUGAAGAGUAAAGUGAUGGCGUGUGAGCGUUGUCGUGAGCUGUUCAGCAAGGAGGGACCCCUGCACAUUCCCGCUGUGUCCCAGGACAACCGCGACUCCGACCUGGACGAAGAGAAAGACUCUCUGAAGGCGCAGCUGCGGGAGCUGGAGCUGGAGCUGGCUCAGACCAAACUGCAGCUGGUGGAGGCCAAGUGCCGGAUCCAGGAGCUGGAGCACCAGAGAGGAGUGCUGAUGACCGAAGUCCAAGCUGCCAAAAACUCCUGGUUCAGUAAAACCCUGGGAUCCCUGAAGACCUCAGCCGGCAGCCAGGCCCCUUCUUCACCCAAAGAGGGCCAGUAGGACCCACACGGGCCUCAGCCAAUGAGAGGGCAGUCCUCUGCAUGGCUAAUGGCAAGGAAGAAUCCAGGACACUACUAGACAACACAAGCGGCAAUGCAGUAUUCCCUCUCAGAGGUGGGACAAGCAGCAGCCCAGCUGAAGUACUGCUCCCAGGCUACAGGGCCUCCAGUGGGAUACAACUUUCACCCCAACAGGCUUCGCUUGGUAGUGCAGCCAGCUGACUUCUUCGGACAAGCGCUUGUUCGUGUGUGGAGGUUACCUUUGACACGUAGCCAAGCAUAGCCAGUUUGUUUUUUCGUCAGUUGUGGACAUGUUGUGGAAACUAAGUGUUUUACAGCUGUGUGUCAUAAUCACUGUUUCUAUUUUAGCAUUAACACUAUGAGCAGUAAUGAUUGUAGCCAUAGUGAAGAGGGACGCACAGGUGACGUCUGAGUCAAUGCAACAGUCCCACCUAGUGGUGAAUACGAGUACUGCAGAGUACUGAGUUUAACUUUUUUUAUACUUGUUGCCUUUGCUGCGCUUUCCUUGGAUAGAAUACCUACAAAUCUACUAACGAGAAAAACGUUCUCUCUAACAUAGAUUAAUAGAUGAAUACGCAGUGGCUCAUUUAUCCACACAUUUACAAACAUAUCCUACUUUUUCCAUUUUAGAGAGGGGAUACUGCAUUCAGAUUAAAAUGUUCCUGUUGGUUUUCUAUAUAGUAAUAAUAAAUGUAAUUGUUUUGUCAUGUGAAUAACUACAUGUUAAAUCUUUUAUCUUGUACAGUUGUUAAAGUGCAGUUUACUUCUCUUUAUUUUUCUUUCAUUUUUGUUUCACUGUCAUCUCUGUAAAUAGCUUAAAGCGGUGUUCAAAACCAGUCGAUCACGACCAUUAACCCCAAAACAACAUUCCUGCUUUGUAUUGCUUAAACUUACACACUCCCACAAGUGAAACCCUGCAGCCAUGUUCCCAGAGUCUUUCAGAACAGGAGGUCCGAGUUCCCUGAACACAGGUCCAGGUUUACGUCCUGUCCCACACCGAGCUGCUUGGCUCGGCUGGCAGUGGAGGCCACCUCCUUGCAUCAACAGUGGUUCAUACCCACUGUAAUGUGCAAGCCAUUUAACUUAACAUUUUCUUACCUUAAACGGUGUGUGUGUGUGUGUUUGCCUAUACCAGGGGCAGCAUGCAUCAUAAAUGUGCCAAGAGUUGUGUGCAGGUCUCUCCUCACAGGCUGUUUGUCAGGUUUAAGUGCUUGGUGGAGGAAGCUGGUUACAAUACAGCUGUGGUGUUCACCUGGUGUGUUUACCUGUGGUCAACAGGGUUGUAUUCUCAUGUCUGCUGAUCUGUACAGAAAAAUGGGCAAGGUUUCAGUAAUUAAGGCGUCGCUGAGAACGCUGCAUGCAGUCAUAGCUGAUGUAUUACCUGCUACCUAGUCAAUGUCAGGACUUGUGUUUCUCAGCUCAUUGUCUUCCUGAAUCGUUGUCCUUUACUGUCCGGUGCCCGUUGUCAUUUCCAGACUGCAUGGAUCGUAACUCACACUAACAGGAAGUCCUUAUUGUGAAUACUUUUAUUGUUCAUUUAUACUGUUGUUGAAUUCUGUAGUUAUAUCUUCUAUUUUGUAAUUUCUGAAAUUGUGUGCUGCCAAGCAUCAGUUUAAUAUAGACUAAUAUUAAAGUGCAAUCCAGUCUUAUAGAUGGAGCCUAGAUUAUAAGGGCAGGUGACGUUGUCUGGGUCCUUCAGGUUGGUCAACGUAAGCUUGGGUUGUUAUGGGUUUACCAGUUGCAAUGUUCCAUCCAGUUGGUAUCUGAACAAAUAACUACUUGACAAAUAAACAUUGGCUCUUGUUGUUAAUGUUUGA
Molecule: messenger RNA, 5093 nt
Organism: Electrophorus electricus (electric eel)
Lineage: Eukaryota; Metazoa; Chordata; Actinopteri; Gymnotiformes; Gymnotidae
Gene: rabgap1l
Product: RAB GTPase activating protein 1-like
Biological process (GO): regulation of GTPase activity
Molecular function (GO): GTPase activator activity; small GTPase binding
Source: RefSeq, a predicted model, not a curated record